AGCAACAAGGAUGAAGUGCAUCAUGGUCCUGUUGGCUUAUGCAGCUGUUGGAUGGACUCAGUUAUGUGACCCUCGGCCAGGAGCAGUUAACCUGGCAAGAUUCGGAGAUGUCCAACAGAGUUCUACUUGGGAACCUCAGUACGGCGCUGAAACAGCAGUUGAUGGCAUUAAAGAGACAGAUAUGUCACUAAGCCCCUGUACUCACACUGGCAAUGACCAUCCGGCUUGGUGGCAGCUGGACUUGAAGGAAAGUUUUGAGGUUCAGUCCGUGGUCAUAGUGAACAGGGGGGACUGUUGCAGCGAGCGCCUCUUAGGAGCUGAGAUUCGUGUUGGAAAUUCAUUGGCAGAACUUAAUUAUACUGUUUGUGGCACCAUUGACGAUGUCUCAGAAGCCUCCCUGAGAAUUUGCUGUAAUGGGACAGAGGGUCAGUAUGUGAGUGUGGUUAUUCCUGGGAGAGAAGAAUAUCUCACACUCUGUGAAGUGGAGGUUUAUGGGAAGGAAUCUAACACCAGGACAGAAAUAAAUCUGGCUAGAACUGGAGAAGUCACACAAAGCUCCACUUUGGAACCUCAAUUUGGGGCUGAAGCAGCAGUGGAUGGCAUUAUAGAGACAAAUAGCACAGUACAUCCUUGUACCCACACCAAUAAUGAUAAUUCGGCUUGGUGGAGGCUGGACCUGAAGAAGACAUACAAUGUGGGGACUGUGGUGAUAGCGAAUAGAGAAGACUGUUGCAGUGAGCGUCUGUUGGGAGCCGAGAUUCGUGUUGGAAGUUCAAGAGAUAAUAACAACCCUGUAUGUGGUGCCAUCACUAACAUCUCCCAAGCCAUCAUCACUCUGUCCUGUAAUGGGAUGGAGGGUCGCUAUGUGAGUGUGGUUAUUCCUGGGAGAGAAGAAUAUCUCUCACUCUGUGAAGUGGAGGUUUAUGGGGAGGAAUCUGAAAUGCAUGGGGAAGACCCUACAAAUGGUACAGUGAAUCUGGCAAGAUCAGGAGAAGUCCACCAAAGCUCCACUUAUGACCAGCAGUAUGGUGCCGGAGCAGCUAUUGAUGGCUUCACAGAUACAGAUAUCUUAGUGCACCCAUGUACCCACACUGAUUAUGAUAAUCCGGCGUGGUGGCGGCUGGACCUUAAGAAGAGGUACAAGGUUGAGACAGUGGUGAUAGUGAACAGAGAGGACUGUUGCAGUGAGCGCCUGUUGGGAGCCAAGAUUCGUGUUGGAGAUUCAGCAGAUAAUAACAACCCAGUAUGUGGCGCCAUCACUAACAUCUCCCAAGCCUCCAUCACUCUGGUCUGUAACGGGAUGGUGGGUCGGUAUGUGAGUGUGGUUAUUUCUAGGAGAGAAGAAUAUCUCACACUCUGUGAAGUUGAGGUUUAUGGGGCAGAAGCUGAAAUUUAUGAGGAGGAAUCUAAAAAUGCUACAGUGAAUCUGGCAAGAUCAGGAGAAGUCCGGCAAAGCUCCACUUAUGACCAACAGUAUGGUGCUGAAGCAGCUAUUGAUGGCUUCACAGAUACAGAUAUCUUGGUGCACCCAUGUAGCCACACUGAUUAUGAUAAUCCAGCUUGGUGGCAGCUGGAUCUGAAGAGAAGAUACAAGGUUGAGACAGUGGUGAUAGUGAACAGAGAGGACUGUUGCAGUGAGCGCCUGUUAGGGGCUGAGAUUCAUGUUGGAGAUUCAACAGACAAUAACAACCUCAUAUGUGGCGCUAUCACUAACAUCUCCCAAGCCACCAUCACUCUGUACUGUAAGGGGCUGGAGGGUCGCUAUGUGAGUGUGGUUAUUCCUGGGAGAGAAGAAUAUCUCACACUUUGUGAAGUGGAGGUUUAUGGGGAGGAAUCUGAAAUUUAUGAGGAAGAUCCUAAAAAUAUGACAGGUGGAGAGGAGGUUUAUGGGGCAGCAGCUGAAAUUCAUGAGGAAGAUCCUAAAAAUGCAACAGGUGGAGUGGAGGUUUAUGGGGCAGAAGCUGAAAUUCAUGAGGAAGAUCCUAAAAAUACGACAGGUGGAAUGGAGGUUUAUGGGGCAGAAGCUGAAAUUCAUGAGGAAGAUCCUAAAAAUAUGACAGGUGGAGAGGAGGUUUAUGGGGCAGCAGCUGAAAUUCAUGAGGAAGAUCCUAAAAAUGCAACAGGUGGAGUGGAGGUUUAUGGGGCAGAAGCUGAAAUUCAUGAGGAAGAUCCUAAAAAUAGGACAAGUGGAGUGGAGGUUUAUGGGGCAGCAGCUGAAAUUCAUGAGGAAGAUCCUAAAAAUGCGACAGAAGGAGUGGAGGUUUAUGGGGCAGAAGCUGAAAUUCAUGAGGAAGAUCCUAAAAAUAUGACAGGUGGAGUGGAGAAUUAUGGGACAGAAGCUGAAAUUCAUGAGGAAGAUCCUAAAAAUGCAACAGGUGGAGUAGAGAUUUAUGGUGCAGAAGAAGAAAUUCAUGAAGAAGAUCCUAAAAAUGCGACAGGUGGAGAGGAGGUUUAUGGGGCAGCAGCUGAAAUUCAUGAGGAAGAUCCUAAAAAUGCAACAGGUGGAGUGGAGGUUUAUGGGGCAGAAGCUGAAAUUCAUGAGGAAGAUCCUAAAAAUACGACAGGUAGAGUGGAGGUUUAUGGAGCAGAAGCUGAAAUUCAUGAGGAAGAUCCUAAAAAUAUGACAAGUGGAGUGGAGAAUUAUGGGGCUGAAGCUGAAAUUCAUGAAGAAGAUCCUAAAAAUGUGACAGGUGGAGAGGAGGUUUAUGGGGCAGCAGCUGAAAUUCAUGAGGAAGAUCCUAAAAAUGCAACAGGUGGAGUGGAGGUUUAUGGGGCAGAAGCUGAAAUUCAUGAAGAAGAUCCUAAAAAUAGGACAAGUGGAGUGGAGGUUCAUGGGGCAGCAGCUGAAAUUCACGAGGAAGAUCCUAAAAAUGCGACAGAAGGAGUGGAGGUUUAUGGGGCAGAAGCUGAAAUUCAUGAGGAAGAUCCUAAAAAUGCGACAGAGGAAGUGGAGGUUUCUGGGGCAGAAGCUGAUAUUCAUGAGGAAGAUCCUAAAAAUGUGACAGAGGGAGUGGAGGUUUAUGGGGCAGAAGCUGAAAUUCAUGAGGAAGAUCCUAAAAAUGCAACAGGUGGAGUGGAGGUUUAUGGGGCAGAAGCUGAAAUUCAUGAGGAAGAUCCUAAAAAUGUGACAGAGGAACUGGAAGUUUAUGGGGCAGAAGCUGAAAUUCAUGAGGAAGAUCAUAAAAAUGCUACAGUGAAUCUGGCAAGAUCAGGAGAAGUUCGACAAAGCUCCACUUAUGACCAACAAUACGGUGCCGGAGCAGCUAUUGAUGGCUUCACAGAUACAGAUAUCUUGGUGCACCCAUGUACCCACACUGAUUAUGAUAAUCCGGCUUGGUGGCGGCUGAACCUGAAGAGAAGAUACAAGGUUGAGACAGUGGUGAUAGUGAACAGAGAGGACUGUUGCAGUGAGCGCCUGUUAGGAGCUGAGAUUCGUAUUGGAGAUUCAACAGACAAUAACAACCCAGUAUGCAGCACCAUCACCAAUAUCUCCCAAGCCACCAUCACUUUGUCCUGUAACGGGCUGGAGGGUCGAUAUGUGAGUGUGGUUAUUCCAGGGCGGGAAGAAUAUCUCACACUCUGUGAAGUGGAGGUUUAUGGGGAGGAAUCAUACAAACAGACAGCAGUGAAUCUGGCGAGAUCUGGAGACGUCAAACAAAGCUCCACUUAUGAAUCCCAUUACAACGCUGAAACUGCUGUCGAUAGCAUAAAAGAGACAGAUAUCUCAAUUCAUCCAUGUUCCCACACUUUUAAUGAUAAUCCAGCUUGGUGGCGUCUUGACCUGAAGAAGAUCUACAGGAUUGAGUCUGUAGUGAUAGUGAACAGAGGAGACUGUUGCAGUGAGCGUCUCUUUGGAGCUGAGAUUCGUGUCGGGGAUUCAGCAGAUAAUAACAACCCUGUAUGUGGCACCAUAACUAAUAUCGCACAUUCCACCAUCACUCUGUCCUGCAAUGGGUUGGAUGGUCACUUUGUCAGUGUGGUUAUUCCAGGGCGGGAAGAAUAUCUCACACUCUGUGAAGUGGAGGUUUAUGGGGAGGAAUCAACUGAUAUUGCAGCAGUGAAUCUGGCAAGAUCUGGAGAUGUCAGACAAAGCUCCACCUAUGAACCUCAUUACAGUGCUGAAACAGCUAUUGAUGGCAUUAUAGAGACAGAUAUCUCAAUACACCCAUGUUCCCACACCAGCAGUGAUAAUCCAGCUUGGUGGAGGUUGGACCUGAAGAAGAUCUACAAGGUUGAUUCUGUGGUCAUAGUGAACAGGAUGGACUGCUGCAGUGAGCGCUUGAUGGGAGCUCAGAUUCAUGUUGGAGAUUCAGCAGAUAAUAAGAACCCAGUCUGUGGCACCAUCUUUGACAUCUCAAAAGCCACCAUUACUAUACUCUGUAAUGGGCUGGAAGGUCGUUAUGUGAGUGUGGUUAUUCCUGGACGGGAAGAAUAUCUCACACUCUGUGAAGUGGAGGUCUAUGGGAGGGAAUCCAACAAUGUAAAAGCAGUGAAUCUGGCAAGAACUGGAGAAGUCACACAAAGCUCCUCCUAUGAAUCUCAUUAUAGUGCUGAAACAGCUAUUGAUGGAAUUAUAGAGACAGAUAUCUCAAUACGCCCAUGUUCCCACACCAAUGAUGACAACCCAGCUUGGUGGCGGCUGGACCUAAAGAAGGUCCACAAGGUUGAUGCAGUGGCCAUAGUGAACAGGAUGGACUGUUGCAGUGAGCGCCUGUUGGGAGCUGAGAUCCGUGUUGGAAAUUCCGCAGAUAAUAACAACCCAGUAUGUGGGACAGUCACUAACAUCUCGCAAGCCACCAUUAAUCUCUUCUGUUAUGGGCUGGAGGGACGUUUUGUGAGUGUGGUGAUACCAGGGAGGGCAGAAUAUCUCACCCUCUGUGAAGUAGAGGUUUUUGGGGAGGAAUCUAGCAGUGCAACAGCAGUGAAUCUGGCACGGUUUGGAGACGUCAGACAAAGCUCCACCUAUGAACCUCAUUACAGCGCUGAAACAGCUAUUGAUGGCAUUAUAGAGACAGAUAUCUCAAUAAGAGCAUGUACCCACACCUUUGAUGAUAAUCCAGCUUGGUGGAGGUUGGACCUGAAGAAGAUCUACAAGAUUGAUUCCGUGGUCAUCGUAAACAGGAUGGACUGUUGUAGUGAGCGCCUGUUGGGAGCUGAGAUCCAUAUUGGGGAUUCGGCAGAUAAUAACAACCCAGUCUGUGACAAUAUCACCGACAUCUCACAAGCCACCAUCACACUAUACUGUAAUGGAAUGGAGGGUCGGUAUGUGAGUGUGGUUAUUCCUGGACGCUCAGAGUAUCUCACAUUAUGCGAAGUGGAAGUUUAUGGAGAAGAAUCUAACAAUUCAAAAGCAGUGAAUCUGGGACGGUUUGGAGACGUCAGACAAAGUUCCACUUAUGAACCUCAUUACAGCGCUGAAACAGCUAUUGAUGGCAUUAUAGAGACAGAUAUCGCAAUACAUCCAUGUACCCACACCUUUGAUGAUAAUCCAUCUUGGUGGCGGCUGGACCUGAAGAACAUCUAUAAUGUUCAGACAGUGGUCAUAGUGAACAGGAUGGACUGUUGCAGUGAGCGCCUGUUGGGAGCUGAGAUUCGUGUUGGAAAUUCAGGAGAUAAUAACAACCCAAUAUGUGCCACCAUCACUGAGGUCUCCCAAGCCACCAUCACUCUUUCGUGUAAUGGACUGGAGGGUCGCUAUGUGAGUGUGGUUAUUUCCGGGAGAGCAGAGUAUCUCACACUCUGUGAAGUGGAGGUUUAUGGGGAGAAAUCUAAAAAUGUUACAGUUAAUGUUGCACAGUCAGGAGAAGUCCGUCAAAGCUCUGAUUAUGAGCCUCAGUAUUCUGCUGAAACAGCUGUCGAUGGUGUUAUAGAGAGCGAUAUCUCAGUACACCCAUGUACCCACACCAGCGAUGACUAUGGACCUUGGUGGCAAGUUGACUUGAAGAACAGAUACAAAGUCAACACGGUGGUCAUGGUGAAUAGGAUGGACUGCUGCAGUGAGCGCCUGUUAGGGGCUGAGAUUCGGGUUGGAGAUCUUACAGAUAAUAACAACCCAGUAUGCGGCACUGUCACUGACGUCUCCCAAGCCAUCAUCACUCUCUCCUGUAGGGGACUGGAGGGUCAGUAUGUGAGUGUGGUUAUUCCCGGGCGCUCGGAAUAUCUCACACUCUGUGAAGUGGAGGUUUAUGGGGAGGAAGUUUAUUGUUUAGCCAAUAAUCUGGCAAGGUCAGGAGAUGUCAAGCAAAGCUCCACUUUUGACCCGAAGUACACCGCUCAAUCGGCUGUUGAUGGCAAUAAAGAAAACAACAUAUUCAAAAGCCCCUGUGCUCACACGAAUAAAGACAAUCCUGCUUGGUGGCAGUUGGACCUGAAGAAGACCUACAACAUUGAUACUGUGGUCAUAGUGAACAGAGGAGACAGUUGCAGUGAGCGUCUGUUAAAAGCCGAGAUUCGUGUUGGAAAUUCUGCAGAUAAUAACAACCCCGUAUGCGCCACCAUCACUGAUGUUUCACAAUCGACCAUUACUCUGUGCUGUAAGGGGAUGGGGGGUCGUUAUGUCAGUGUGGUCAUUUCUGACCGGGCAGAAUAUCUGCAGCUCUGUGAAGUGGAGGUUUAUGGGCAAGAACCGAAAUCUACAGAUGUGAAUCUGGCAAGAUUGGGAGAGGCCAGUCAGAGCUCAACUUACAGACCCGAGUAUAACGCUGCUACCGCUAUUGAUGGUAAUAAGUGGACAAAUAUGAUGGGUGGCUCAUGUUCCCACACCAAUAAUGACAACCCGGCUUGGUGGCAGCUGGACCUAAAGAAAUGGUACAAGAUUGAGACAGUGGUCAUAGUGAACAGAGGAGACUGUUGCGGUGAGCGCCUGAAAGGAGCCGAAAUUCGUGUUGGAAAUUCAGCAGAUAAAAACAACCCAGUAUGCGGCACCAUCACUGACGUCUCACAACUGACUAUCACCCUGUCCUGUAAGGGAAUGGUGGGUCGCUAUGUGAGUGUGGUCAUUCCCGGGAGACCAGAAAAUCUCCAGAUCUGUGAAGUGGAGGUUUAUGGGACGGAACCUGAAUACAACGGAGUGAAACUUUGUUGGUAGCCAUUGUUGUACUCAGUCAGUGCCCUCUAACAGACAGUAGGAAAGCAAGAGAAGGAACCUCUGUUGAAAUUAAUAAACAGUUUGAAUUGUGUUUAAUGCAGAAAUGAUGGUUUCCUCAAUGAUUCACUUGGCAUCAUGUGAUGUAACUAAAGAUAAUCUGAAUGAGAAUUGUCUCCUUUAUACAUAUGGACAGUCCAAUGGAUUCUUAUGUGAAGAUCUUCCACCAGCAACACUCUCCAUGGCUGCUGGAAUGGAAAGUCCAAAUGAAGCUCAAAGCUAAUGGAUACUGUAAUGCAGGGGUACCCAAAGGCUGAAUCAAAUUCUACCACUCGAUCUUGAGUUGGUGACCAGCAGAUUAUAACAACAGAGUAUUUUGUUCAUAACUGGCUUCAUUAUAUUGUAUAUAUAGGUUUGACUCCUGACAUGGCACUAUAUCCACAGAGUGUUUUCCACUGGGUACCCCCCCCCACUCCAAAACCAUACAGCCAGGUAGAUAGUCUCCUGAUUAAACUGACCCUACUGUGUGUGAUAGGGCCCUUCUGAGCAAUACGUUGGCACUUGAAAUAAAGGGAAAUAAUCAACCGUACAUAAUAUACAUAACAUUAAUUAGUAUUACAUAUUAAAUGUUAUAUAUGUAUGACAUUCACAAAAAUGUCACAGACUCCUGACUAUAACCGUAACCUAUACCAUAAAGUAUGGUAUUGGAUGGUACUGGAGAUAUAUCUAGUAGGUCUCAGCUACAGUUUCUGAGCUACAGUGAUCAGACCCUUCCUUGAAGCCACAACAACAUUAAACCUAUUUUAUUGGCUACUUCCUCACAUUCUUUCUUCAUUUUUAUAAAUCCAAUAUUAAUAGUAAUAGUACACUGGCUCUGUGCUAAUGUACAUACCAUUGUAAAAUCAUUAAAUUACAAUUGUUUGGUU
Messenger RNA from Xenopus laevis (African clawed frog), 8010 nucleotides. RefSeq lists its product as uncharacterized. The coding region runs from base 11 to 7087 and encodes 2358 amino acids. Lineage: Eukaryota; Metazoa; Chordata; Amphibia; Anura; Pipidae. The record is from RefSeq and is a predicted model, not a curated record. The transcript is spliced from 28 exons.